AUGGACAUAAUAUUCGGUAGAGAGAUAUUGAAUAAUGCAUGCAUUGAACCAGCGGGGAAUGAAGACGAUUUGGAACAACUAGAUUCACAGAAACUGCGAUCAAUGAUUGGUUCCUCUAAACUCCGGGCGGCCAAGUUCGGUUACACCCAGAAGGGAAGGGCGAUGCUGCUGUACAACGGGUAUGCCUACAUCAAAGACCGCCAGGCUCAGAAGAGCUGCAACUGGAAAUGCUCGUUGUUCGGAAAGCUGAAAUGCCGAGCCAGGGCCGUUACGAAGGAGGUUAACGGACGGCAGAUGAUGAAAAUCACCAAACCCCUGCAUAACCACACUCGCGAUGUGUACUCGUUUGAUAAGUGUAAAAAAUCUAAAGAAUAA
Messenger RNA from Aedes albopictus (Asian tiger mosquito), 375 nucleotides. RefSeq lists its product as uncharacterized. The coding region runs from base 1 to 375 and encodes 124 amino acids. The record is from RefSeq and is a predicted model, not a curated record. NCBI's taxonomy places the organism in Eukaryota, Metazoa, Arthropoda, Insecta, Diptera, Culicidae. The transcript is spliced from 2 exons.